AUGGCCGGCUCAGCAAUGGAGGUGGAGGAUUGUGAGGCGAGCGAAACUUUGAUCCUCGCAACCGAGGAGCUACCCAGCUCCCCUGCCGGCCAGCUGGGCCAAGCGCUUUGGCGGCGCCGAGUCCCUCUGGUGCUUGCGCUCCUGAGUGCGCUGGUGGCGCUGACUGGGCUACUGACCCGUACAAAGCCACAGGUCUUGGGAGGCGCAGUGGUGCUGCCACCUUCGGCGGUUGCCGGGGAUGGCACGCUGCCGCUGCUGGGUCUGGCACACGUGAGUGAGGGUGCAGUGGACGUGUUGUGCGUGAUUGACAUCAGUCAGAUGGUGGCGCGAAUCAACCUGAUGGGCCUCAUUAUCCCUGUCGCGAGUGAGGUCUGUGACUACGACCGAAUUCGCCGGCGGGGAGGCGUCGUCGACAAGGAGGCGGAACAGCAUUGUGCCAACUUCAUUUUGCUGAACGUGGUGAACGAUCUGCUCUUCAUCGGCCUUGUGGCAGAUAGUCUGACCCAAUGUGCCCACUCGCUGAACUUGCCUGCCAACUGUGCCGCCAACAUCGCGUCGAUCCUGGGGACCAUGAGUCUGAUCGCGCAAUCGGUCAAUCAGAUGGACUACGUUUGCGUGAAUCGGGACAACAUCACGGAAAAGAUUGACCAGAAGAAGGCAAAGAUUACCAAGGCGAAGCAGGACAUCCAGCGAGAUGUGCAGAAAUUCCUCAUCGAUCACGGCUACAACGUCAAAAAUGUGCUGCCACCCAAUCCGGCGGUCGAAAAGAAUCGGGUGUAUCGGUCGAUUGCUGGGUGCUUUGGCUCCAUUGUGCUCACGAGCACCAUGGUCAUGCGUUUGGCUGUGGUGAUUGCAGACACUGUGGUGCACUGCCCCAAGAAGUAUGGCUUGGAACCCAAGGUCUGCGCCCUGGACAUCCUGGGCAUCCUGGGCCUGCUGGGUGCCUCC
This is a messenger RNA of Durusdinium trenchii, 948 nucleotides long. The record is from the annotation of a GenBank genome assembly. NCBI's taxonomy places the organism in Eukaryota, Dinophyceae, Suessiales, Symbiodiniaceae.